AUGUUCCCACUGUCUCCAGCUGACGCAUUCGCAUCUCACAAUAAAGUCGAUCAUCUAAUCGGGAUCGACCAGGUGCUUCAGAUUGAUGAUGCCGUCGGCGAAUCUCUCAAAGCCACGGACAUCACCAAAUGGCAACCGUGGAAGGCUCGAAAGACUGCCGUGGAGGCUGUCAGAGACUCCAUCAGCAACCAACGCGCUACUUACGGCAUUAUCAACUCGAAAGCCUUCAUUGAUGACCAACUCUGCGCUUAUUAG
Molecule: messenger RNA, 255 nt
Organism: Letharia lupina
Lineage: Eukaryota; Fungi; Ascomycota; Lecanoromycetes; Lecanorales; Parmeliaceae
Exons: 2
Coding region: 1-255 (84 amino acids)
Source: RefSeq, a predicted model, not a curated record